Olea europaea var. sylvestris is the source of this 678-nucleotide messenger RNA. RefSeq names its product pentatricopeptide repeat-containing protein At2g35030, mitochondrial-like. Gene Ontology annotation, biological process: RNA modification. Gene Ontology annotation, molecular function: protein binding; RNA binding. Bases 1 to 678 code for a protein of 225 amino acids. The record is from RefSeq and is a predicted model, not a curated record. The transcript has 3 exons. NCBI's taxonomy places the organism in Eukaryota, Viridiplantae, Streptophyta, Magnoliopsida, Lamiales, Oleaceae.
AUGAGGAGAGUAGCAUUGCCACAGUCAUUCACAACUCAAAUCGAUUCCACCACUAGAUUCCCAAUCGAGAGCCCGCUCGCUACACCAACUGUACUCGUGAAGUGUCUCACCCUUCUAGGCAAAUGCUGCCGCACUAUCGUCUGCAAUGGCUGUUGCGAUGUGGUCCUCGGUGGAAUUUGGAAAACUGCUCUGGAGGACUUUUACUCGAAAAUGGGUCAUAUGGACAUUGCAUGCGGGCGUUCGAUGGAAUUGAAGGAAAGAACAUUGUUUUUGGAAUUAAAUCGAGGAGAUUUAGCAAUGGCUCAGAGUGUGUUCGACGAAAUGCCAGAGAAGGAGAUCAUAACUUUAGCAAUUGCUCAAAGUGUGUUUGAUGAAAUGCCAGAGAAGGAUGUGAUAUCUUGGAAUGUAAUGGUUUCUAGUUAUACAAUGGGUAGGAAUAUGGAGCAGGGAUAUGCAUUGUUUCGACAGAUGCCAGGGAGUAGUUUUGCUUCCUGGAAUGCUAUGAUCUGUGGGUAUCUAGAUUGCAGGAAGAUAGAAUUAGCAUGCAGCUUUUUUGAUGCGGUGCCCCAGAAGAACAAUGUUUCUCAUAUCACAGUGAUUUUCGAGUACUCAAAAUGUUGUCCGAGUUUGGUAAACUGUUCGGUCAAUAUGCAAACUGUAGGAUAUGUUAUGAUUUGA